Messenger RNA from Haliaeetus leucocephalus (bald eagle), 972 nucleotides. It is a transcript of the gene WNT7A, whose product is annotated as wingless-type MMTV integration site family, member 7A. Gene Ontology annotation, molecular function: cytokine activity; frizzled binding. Lineage: Eukaryota; Metazoa; Chordata; Aves; Accipitriformes; Accipitridae. Gene Ontology annotation, biological process: positive regulation of JNK cascade; canonical Wnt signaling pathway; multicellular organism development. Gene Ontology annotation, cellular component: extracellular region. The record is from RefSeq and is a predicted model, not a curated record. The coding region runs from base 124 to 972 and encodes 282 amino acids. The transcript has 3 exons.
UCCUCUGUGGUGGCCCUGGGAGCCAGCAUCAUCUGCAACAAGAUCCCGGGUCUCGCCCCCCGGCAGCGGGCGAUCUGCCAGAGCAGGCCCGACGCUAUUAUCGUCAUCGGGGAAGGGUCCCAGAUGGGCAUCAACGAGUGCCAGUUCCAGUUUCGCAACGGGCGCUGGAACUGCUCAGCCCUGGGAGAGAGGACCGUCUUCGGGAAGGAGCUGAAAGUGGGUAGCAGAGAAGCAGCGUUCACGUAUGCCAUCAUUGCUGCUGGAGUAGCACAUGCAAUUACGGCUGCCUGUACACAGGGCAACCUGAGUGACUGUGGUUGUGACAAAGAAAAACAAGGACAGUACCAUAAAGAGGAAGGAUGGAAAUGGGGAGGCUGCUCUGCUGACAUCAGAUACGGAAUAGGAUUCGCCAAAGUGUUUGUGGAUGCCCGGGAGAUUAAGCAAAAUGCAAGGACGCUCAUGAACCUGCACAACAACGAGGCCGGGCGGAAGAUUCUGGAAGAAAACAUGAAGUUAGAGUGCAAGUGCCAUGGGGUGUCGGGAUCCUGUACCACUAAAACGUGCUGGACAACUCUGCCUAAAUUCCGGGAGCUGGGCUACAUCCUUAAGGACAAAUACAACGAAGCUGUUCAAGUCGAACCAGUGAGAGCAAGUCGUAACAAGCGUCCAACCUUUCUCAAAAUAAAGAAGCCACUUUCCUAUCGCAAACCCAUGGAUACAGAUUUAGUGUACAUAGAAAAAUCUCCCAAUUAUUGUGAAGAAGACCCUGUCACUGGCAGCGUGGGAACACAGGGAAGGAUGUGCAACAAGACAGCCCAGCAGUCUAACGGGUGCGAUCUGAUGUGCUGUGGUCGAGGUUACAAUACGCACCAGUACUCAAGAGUGUGGCAGUGCAACUGCAAAUUUCAUUGGUGCUGCUAUGUUAAAUGCAACACGUGCAGUGAAAGAACAGAAGUAUAUACCUGUAAGUGA